CUUGAUCAUUACUACUAUUCUCAAAUAGUAAGUCUCAAUCAGAAUCCUCCCAAUGUUAAUGCUGACUUCAACAAAAUAACUGAAGUAGAUCCGGUUUUAACUUCAAUAUUCCAAAUUGAAUUCUUUGGUGAGCAUUACAAGUGGUUAAAUAUAUUCGACAUGG
Messenger RNA from Schistosoma turkestanicum, 163 nucleotides. The record is from the annotation of a GenBank genome assembly. Lineage: Eukaryota; Metazoa; Platyhelminthes; Trematoda; Strigeidida; Schistosomatidae.